UUUUUUUUCUGAUUGUGUUGCUGUCGUGGUCGUGUUGGAGGGUACACUUAACUGUUAAAAUGCCUGAGCCGGCGAAGUCUGCUCCUGCUCCCAAGAAGGGUUCUAAGAAGGCCGUGACCAAGACCCAGAAGAAGGGAGAUAAGAAACGUAGAAAAACUAGGAAGGAAAGUUACUCAAUUUACGUGUACAAAGUGUUGAAGCAAGUUCACCCGGACACCGGCAUUUCCUCUAAGGCCAUGGGCAUUAUGAACUCCUUUGUAAACGACAUUUUCGAGCGUAUCGCUGGGGAAGCGUCUCGUCUGGCGCAUUACAACAAACGUUCGACCAUCACUUCUCGAGAGAUCCAGACCGCCGUGCGCCUUCUGUUGCCGGGGGAGUUGGCCAAACACGCUGUGUCUGAGGGUACAAAGGCUGUUACCAAGUACACAAGCUCUAAGUAAAGAUAUAUGGAAAGAAUGCUAACAUCUGUAACCCAAAGGCUCUUUUCAGAGCCGCCCACCUAUUCUGUAAAAGAGUUUUAGCACUAAAUCAUGCAGUGUGAUGUUUUAACACAUGUAUUCUAUUCUGCGUUUUUAGUUUCGGUGUUAUUUACUCCAGUUUAAAAAUGUAUUUGCCUUAUUGAGGAACCAAAACCCUCGUAAAUACAAAAAAUAGAAAUGAAAUUUACUGUAUACGAAUACUCAAAUGAUGAAAGUAAAGGUAUGUUAUAAAUA
Dermochelys coriacea (leatherback sea turtle) is the source of this 713-nucleotide messenger RNA. RefSeq names its product histone H2B 8. The coding region runs from base 60 to 440 and encodes 126 amino acids. The record is from RefSeq and is a predicted model, not a curated record. The transcript has a single exon. Lineage: Eukaryota; Metazoa; Chordata; Testudines; Dermochelyidae. Gene Ontology annotation, cellular component: nucleosome. Gene Ontology annotation, molecular function: protein heterodimerization activity; DNA binding; structural constituent of chromatin.